Dicrocoelium dendriticum is the source of this 1478-nucleotide messenger RNA. Lineage: Eukaryota; Metazoa; Platyhelminthes; Trematoda; Plagiorchiida; Dicrocoeliidae. The record is from the annotation of a GenBank genome assembly.
GCCUUAUGGAGGUCAGACGACGUAAUGUAACACCCAAAGAGCCAUCUGAAUUCACCGCCAAAGAUUUAAUCCAAACUCUGGAUGCCUUCCCAAAGUUACCUCAGGAAUGCAAAAAGUCAACCACGGGUGGUGGUCUAGUCACACUACUUACAGGGGCAUUGAGUAUUAUCCUUUUGAUUUCUGAGAUACGUAAUUACGUCGUACCGAAGUACAGAUACUCCUACGAAGUUGACAAGGAUUUUGACUCGAAAGUACAGAUAAACAUAGACUUGGUGGUUGCUACCAAGUGCGAAUAUACUUCUUUGGAUCUUCUCGAUGUAACGGGGUCCCAAACAGAUUCGGACGGGAAUGUACACUACCGGAAAGCAACAUUCCAAUUGACGGGGACGGACAGAGAACGCUUCGAACGGAGGCAUGAUAUAAUGGAUCUCCUUCGAAGUCAACAUUUGGUUGUGCCUGAAAUGUUGUGGAAACGUGAUCAUUUAUUCAGCCCAUUAAGUUUAUUUGGAUUACUCAACGGAGGCGGGUACGAGGAGAAACCGGGAUUCAGAAAACGGGAUCGAUACGACGCUUGUCAUAUCUCAGGCAAAGUUUUUGUGCGAAAAGUGGCUGGGAAUAUCCAUCUGGUCCCCGGCAAAGCGUUCACUGGCGCUGGAGGUGUACACAUGCAUAUCGCACCAUUACUCGCGCUUUCAGCCUGGAGACAAAUCCCCCCCUCCGUAGAACCAAAAUGGUUCAACUUCAGUCACAGGAUCAAUCACUUCUCCUUUGGUGUGCACGUUGCAAAUCGUGUCAAUCCACUGGACGCCAUCGAACAGAUCGCGGUUUCGCCGAUGCAAACCUUCCAGUAUCACGUCAGUAUCGUACCUACUCGCAUAAUCUACACCUUCUCUCAAUCGGACACCUACCAAUAUGCCGUCACUAUGAAGAACCAUUCCAUUAAUCACAGCGAAGGGAAACAUGGUGUACCAGGCAUUUUCAUCACUUACGAGACCUUUCCGUUGCGGGUUCAAGUGACCGAAUGGAGGGAAUUGUUCGGCACAUUCUUGGCUCGUUUGGCCGCUCUGGUCGGUGGUCUUUUUGCUACCGUCGGGUUUAUACGUCAAGCCGUGUGCGGCAUACCUGAGGCACUUUUGCACACUCGCGUCGGUCGCCAGUGGCGAGCACGUUGGAUCAGAUUUCGUCGGCAGCGUCUCGCUGGCCAAGGGACAGAUACAAUCAUUCAUGAAACCAUUCUGGAUCCAGGUUGAUCAGUCCACUGUUGCAAUAUGCAUUCCCAUGCGAAACUGUGAUUACUUCUGCCAACCGCUUCUUUUUGCUGCCUACCCAACCGGUCUGCCUGGGUUUUUGCUGCUUUUUCUCUAUCUUCACGUAAUCCUUUCACCCUUUUUUCACCUUUUGGUUUUCUCAGCCCAUGACUAAGCCUUUUCUUGAUCAAUCAGAACGAGCACACUCCUCUUUGUUGCGUUACGCCCUAU